Messenger RNA from Limulus polyphemus (Atlantic horseshoe crab), 3625 nucleotides. It is a transcript of the gene Uvrag, whose product is annotated as UV radiation resistance associated protein-like. Lineage: Eukaryota; Metazoa; Arthropoda; Merostomata; Xiphosura; Limulidae. The coding region runs from base 240 to 2468 and encodes 742 amino acids. Gene Ontology annotation, biological process: SNARE complex assembly. Gene Ontology annotation, cellular component: endosome; lytic vacuole. The transcript has 15 exons. The record is from RefSeq and is a predicted model, not a curated record. Gene Ontology annotation, molecular function: SNARE binding.
UCUUAACCAGAUAUUAGUUCUGUAAAAGAUAAUAUUGAAAUAGUGUAACGUGUAAGUUAUGUUAUUAUUAAAUUCUAAAAUUUGAUUAUUUUUCGUAAAUGAAUGUAAUUUCACACAUUAAUGUGCAAGUUAAACAAAAAUCUGAUUUCAAUUCUGCAUAUAUAAUGUGAAUGAUGGAGAGUCAAGUGCUGAAAUAAAAAAUUUUAAGAUUUCACCAAAAAUCAUUUGGCAUCCUGGAAAUGUCUGGAGUUCAUUAUCAGUUUGAUACUCGGAUUCGAAGGCAGCACGUGCCGUUAGUUACUCAUCAGCACAGGCUUAGACAUUUACGUAGUGUGUGUGCACGAAAUGUUCAGAUAAAUUUUGGUUCUAAUGAAGGUUCUGGACUGUAUUUCACACUCCAUCAGGAUCACAGUGCAUCAGCUUUUUACACAAGUGAGCUUGUUCAAGAGUAUACAAAUCCUACAUGGAAACAUUUUGAGAUGUUGGACUUCGCAAGUAGCACCAAUGCUGCAGCAUUGGGUUUUGUUAUCAGGUUAAGAUAUAAAACUGAAGAGCAGGACAGCUGUAUGAUAGAAUGGACUGUUCAUCUAACAGGCCUGGUGUUCAUAAGUGAAUUGAUUCCCAAAGAAAGUAAAAAAUUUAAGUCUAAUACUUUACUUUUUGGGUUAUCGGAGGGAUAUUACAGCAGUUCAGAUAGUAUACAGGAUUCAUUUUGUGAAGGACCACCUAACAAACCUACAGAAAUUAUUAAUGUUGAUCCAUCAACUGUUCGAGUUUCCUACUCAGUUAACACACUUUCAAGAAUUCAGACAAUUCAUAGGGCAAUAAAACAAACCCAGGCUGCAGCACAAAGACUACGUGUUUUGAUUGAGGAUAAGCUUCAACAAGCUGGUCAGAAACAUCAGUUAAAAGGUCACCAGGAACAAAUGAAAGCCAGAGUCUCUACCUUAAGAAAUGAACUUCAAGUACAGCAAUACCGGCUGAACACUUUACUAUCAAGAAGAUCUUUAAAUGGUCAAGAAGUGGAAGAAAAAGCAGUGGAAAUUAUGAACAAACUGCAACUUUUGAAAAGAGAGAGAGAUGCAUUAGUGGAAAGAAGAAGAUGUUACUUUGAGUCCCGAGAAAAUCUUCUUAAGACUAAUGCUCAACUCAUUUUAAGAAGAAAGCAGUUGAUAUCUGAACUGUCUUGCAUUUACCCCAUAGUAGAGUUUCCAGACAAGAGAGGCUACAGCAUCUGUGGUGUUCAUCUUCCAAACUCUGAAGAUUUUGCAGGACGUGAUGACACAAUGAUAUCAAAUGCCUUGGGAUAUGUAUGCCAUUUGACAUUGAUGAUAUCUCAGUUUCUUAACCUGCCUCUACGUUAUCCAGUUCGUCAUUUCAGCUCACGAUCUGUCGUUAUUGACCAUGUUUCAGACAAGAUUCCUGACAAAAAUAGAGAAUUUCCACUGUAUGCUAAAGGAAAAGAACGACUGCAUUUCAAUUAUGGUGUGUACUUAUUAAAUAAAAACAUAGCUCAGUUAAGACAUUAUUGUGGUAUGACAACACAUGACCUUCGAGCAACACUCUUGAACUUGCACACACUUGUUGAGACAAGAUUCAAUAUAAAGAAUGAUCAAUCCCAACCGGAAGUAUAUUCAACAUUGAGCUUGCCUAGAAUGCCCUCCUUUCACAGUUUUCCUCUUUCGCUUAGUGGGAAUGUAACAGAUCCUUCCCUGGGAGUGCAGCAUGCUCUAACUCUCAAUGAAUCCAUGGUGGAAAAACAAAAUAUAGAAGUUCUAAAAAAUGACCCUCAGAAAAUCAGCAAUUUAGAAUUGAUUGCAGGACUUAAAAAAGAGAUGGAGUUUAUGAAAGCUAGCAAUGAUUCACCAAAACGAACAGGACCAGACUUAUCAUGUACAGCUGUGAGCUCUUCUUUAGACAAAGGAUUAAAUGAUAUCAUAACUUUACAGAAAACUCUUGAAAAUAAUAGCCAUCAAAGUUCUAAAAAGUUAAGCCCUCAGAUUAAAUCACUUAAUUACAGCCGUCAUUCUAGCGUCCCAAACUUAACCAGUUGUACUGCAACUGUGUCAUUCCAAGAUGGUGUACUAAAACAAACAACCAAUCAAAAGCAAGGACUUAACUCAGCUCUCAAAAUGUGGAUGGGAGGCAGUUCUCAGGGUAACUCGGAUGAGGAAUUUGCUGCGGGCCACUCACCUAGUAGUAGCACGGACAGUAGUGGACAGGUAGUUGCUUCAUCAAAACAGCCAUGGAUUAAAGCAGACUCCAAAAAAGAGUUGCUUCCUCACUGUGAUGACAACAAUUGUGAUCAGUGUCGGCUCUCUUAUAGAGGAACUCAUGAUUUUAAUGAAACUGCAUUUGAUGCAGACUUAAAGCUUCGAACUCAACAGCUAGCUGUUAGAAGUAACAGUUUUCGGAUGCAGUGGGGUUCAUCAUGUGGUAAUAUUAAUUUAGAUCCAAAAGUACAUUGACUGUAGGUGCCCUCUGUGAGAGUGUAUGUUUAAAUCAGCUAAACCAUUUUUAAGCCAGAAUUAUAGCUUUCAGAACUAAGUGGCCAUAGAAAUUUAUAGGAAAGUUAAAAAAAACCACAGAAUUUAUUUUUUAUGUGUUUAAUAUGUGAGGGUCUGAACUAAAUAUGUUAAUUAAAGUGAAUGAUAGCAAAUUUACAAAUAUUUUUUUUUUGAAGAAGAAGAAGAAAGGGGGAUAACUUGUGUCUUUGGAUCUAAUUCUUUAUUUUAUUUUUUCCUUUAAAGUUAUUCUAGAAAUUUUGCUUAGGGAGUUUAUAGUCUUACAUUAAAAAAAAGAAAAUGUGUAUGUUAUCAGUGGACUGGUUCUGGCUUUUUUGUGUACCAAAUAGCAAAUUGGCAUUGUUUUUUUUUCCCUAAUCUCAAAAUGAGAACUAGGAUUGCUGUAAAAUGUUCCUGUUCUUAAAGGUAAGUAGAAAUGUGUAUGGAAAAUAAUUAUUAAAUAUGAAAAAACAAAACAAAAACUAGUCAGAUGUUUUAAUAUUCUAUAGUCCCAAGGUGAUGAAAAACCAGUUAUUUAGAAAAACACUGUACAGAAAAUAACUUUGGUCCAAGGUACUUUUCGUUGUAACAUAUGUACCAUUUACUAAUUAGCUUACCAGAAUAUGGUGCAUCCUUGUGUAUAUUCUGUGAGUAAUGAUAAAUGUGAACUUUAUGAAAUGGCUAAGAGUAGUUAGUAUAUAGAGGUAACUUUAAGUAUCAGGACUGUUAACAUUGAAAUGUUGCAGUUUUGUUGGUAGUUUUUUUGUUUCUUUUAAAUAACAGCUAUUUAACAAUAUUUUGUUUUGAUAGUUACAAUAAUGCGAGUUUCACUAUCUCAGAAAUAAGUCUAAAAUCACUCAAGAACUAAUUAAUAGUUACAUAAAACAAGUUUGUCUUUGUAAAAGAAGCUCAAAAGAUUAAGAAUUUAAAGAAACUAUCCUUUUUUAACUCUUGACUUAUAAAAACCUUUUACCUCCCUUGUGCAAUAUUGAAUUUUAUUAGCCAUCUUUUUCUUCAUUUGUAAUGAAUGUCAAUAAAACUUCUAACAUUAUUUCAAAAUCAAAAUUGACAUAUCAAACAGGCUUUCAAUAACAAUCUGGAGAAAAAGUUGUUUGAUUUAC